Molecule: messenger RNA, 770 nt
Organism: Coffea eugenioides
Lineage: Eukaryota; Viridiplantae; Streptophyta; Magnoliopsida; Gentianales; Rubiaceae
Product: transmembrane protein 50A
Exons: 4
Coding region: 175-582 (135 amino acids)
Biological process (GO): protein targeting to vacuole; late endosome to vacuole transport via multivesicular body sorting pathway
Source: RefSeq, a predicted model, not a curated record
UAUGAUGGAACAGAGAAUUAGUAAAUGUAGCAACUCUGUCUUUUGUCAAACCCAGAGAAUUAGUAAAAGUCCAAACGAUUUUCUAUUUGAUUCUUGAGAAACUCAAUAGUUGAAAAAUAAUUAAAAUAAAUUCUUGAAAUUCCCCCAGAAAGGAACGAAGCACAUAAAUUUCUAAUGGAUUUGGGGGAGCUGUGGGCCAUAUUCGGACCCGGAGUUUCCGGCGCAGUUUUCGGCGCCGGCUGGUGGUUUUGGGUGGAUGCCGUCGUUUGCAGCUCCGUCAAGGUCUCCUUUGUCCACUACCUUCCAGGAAUAUUUGCAUCUUUGGCUGCCUUGAUGUUCAAUUGCGUUAGGAAAGAGGACAUUGACUACUCUCCGUACGAGGAAGGCGAGUGGAGGUUGAAGCUGUGGCUUUUCAUUGCAUAUGUUGUAUCUUUUGUUUCAUUGGCAGCUUCAGUGGGCUUAUUAAUACAAGACUCUCUUGUGAAAACUGGUCCGUCUGCAUGGACAGGAGUUGCAGGCGUUCUCCAAUGUGUGUUUGUGCUUAUAAGUGGGCUGAUUUAUUGGACUUCACAUACGGAGUAAAACGAGGUGGAGUGUACAUGUUUGAGGCUUUAGAUUUGUAUACUACAUACUCUGUGCAUGUGUGGUUUACUUGAUCAAGCUUGGUAUCUAAAGCGCACGAUUGCCAUGUACAAGUGUAUUUACUAACUGGAUACAAGUUAACCUUGAUGUUUCUGAAGUAAAGCACAAUCAGAUCUCUUUUCAUUUGA